AUGGAUGAGAGUGAAGAGAGGAGGAAAGCUAGGGAUAACAAGAAGAUGGCUAAGGAAGUACAGUCUCAGAGGAUGAAGGAGAGGGCUAAGCAGAAGAAAGAUGAAAUUGAAUCUGUGAAGAAGUGGAGGAAACAAAGGCAGCAGAGUGGGUUUAGUGAGAAAGGUGCGGGGGAGCUUGAUCUUGAGUUUGGUAAUGGGAAGAGUUUUCAGAGAGGUGGUGGUGGUAAGAAGAGACCAGGUGUGUCUCCUGGUGAUAGAUCAGGGGGUAAAGGGAAGUCUGCUUCGAGGAUGAAUAAUAAGAAGAGGGAGUUUAGGGAUUCUAAGUUUGGUCAUGGUGGUAGGAAGGGUUUGAGCAAACAGAAUACUGCAGAGACGACUAGUGAUUUCAAAGCGGGUUUCAUGGAGGGAAAGCUGGUGGCAGCAACAAGAGACAGAAGAGAUAAAUUAAGAAACGGUUUGAUCAUCUAA
Messenger RNA from Eruca vesicaria subsp. sativa (arugula), 468 nucleotides. Lineage: Eukaryota; Viridiplantae; Streptophyta; Magnoliopsida; Brassicales; Brassicaceae. The record is from the annotation of a GenBank genome assembly.